GGUACGGGGAGCUCAUGUUCCAUUCCAAAUCUUCCCCAAGAGCCGCCGCCGAUAGUCGAGACAGCCGCCUCGCCUCCACUACAACCGAUCGCGCGAGCGCCCGCCGCCCGUUCCUCCGAGCUCGCUCAAGCCAAGCCCCCGUUCGUGAAUGGACCACGGCUUCGACGGCGCCCUCCAGCUGCCCCCGGGGUUCAGGUUCCACCCCACGGACGAGGAGCUGGUGAUGUACUACCUCUGCCGCAAGUGCGGCGGCCUGCCCAUCGCCGCGCCGGUGAUCGCCGAGGUCGACCUGUACAAGCUGGAGCCGUGGAGGCUGCCGGAGAAGGCGGCGGGGGGAGGCCAGGACUCCAAGGAGUGGUACUUCUUCUCGCCGCGGGACCGCAAGUACCCCAACGGGUCGCGCCCGAACCGCGCCGCCGGGACGGGCUACUGGAAGGCCACGGGCGCCGAUAAGCCCGUCGGCUCGCCCCGCCCCGUCGCCAUCAAGAAGGCCCUCGUCUUCUACGCCGGCAAGCCACCCAAGGGCGUCAAGACCAACUGGAUCAUGCACGAGUACCGCCUCGCCGACGUCGACCGCUCCGCCGCCGCCCGCAAGAAGUCCAACAACGCGCUCAGGCUGGAUGACUGGGUGCUGUGCCGAAUCUACAACAAGAAGGGCGUCAUCGAGCGGUACGACACGGUGGAGUCCGACGUCGCCGAUGUCAAGCCGGCGCCGGCGCCGGCUGCCAAGAACCCGCGGCAGGGACACUACGCUCCUGGGCCGGCAAUGAAGGUCGAGCUCUCUGACUACGGGUUCUACCAGCAGCCGUCGCCGCCGGCGACGGAGAUGCUCUGCUUCGACCGGUCCGGGUCGGCAGACAGGGACUCGAACCACUCCAUGCCGCGCCUGCACACGGACUCCAGCUCCUCGGAGCGCGCGCUGUCCUCGCCCUCGCCCGACUUCCCUAGCGACAUGGACUACGCGGAGAGCCAGCACGCGGCCGGCCUCGCCGGAGGCUGGCCAGGCGACGACUGGGGCGGCGUCAUCGACGACGACGGGUUCGUCAUCGACGGCUCGCUGAUCUUCGACCCGCCGUCGCCGGGCGCCUUCGCCCGCGACGCCGCCGCGUUCGGGGACAUGCUCACGUACCUGCAGAAACCGUUCUGAAUGAGCGCAGCGCAGCAUCCGUCAGACUCCUCCUUAGCAGCCCCCACUAACAUGUCCAUCAGGUCUCGUGUAAUACAGUUCAGGAAAACUGAUCACAUGUCUAGGUGACUGAUUAGGCGUGCAAGCUUCCGAAAACCCAAGCAGAUUAGAGAGAGUUAAGGACGAUUAACCCGCGCACCCUUGAUCAAGCGAUCGGGUUCGGGUGCAGAGUCUUCCCGAACAUUAGCCUCCUCAGGUUUUGGAAUGGCAUUUGGUACCUCGGUACAAGGAUCACUGUACCAGGUCCAUGCCCCUGCUCUUUGCCUCCCGCUUGGGCAUGGCAAGCAUGCAUAGUCAGGUAGCCGUCGGGUAGUGUAGCCUGUCAAAUGUCAACUUUUGUUGUGGUAAUUAGUUAAGAUGCUUUUAGGUUAGACGACUGAACAAGAAACUGAAGUUAGAGGUCAGACAAGAAAAAGAAACUCAAGUUUUGGAUUCAGGGGCUGUAGAUUGUGUUGUGUAGCUAGUAUAGAGUUGGUUCGAGUUAAUUUUUUUUCUCUCUCGAAGGACUUUGGUUCAGUGUCGUGGCAACUGGCUGACGCCUUUAGGUUUUGUUGUGUCAUGUAAUUGUAAUUGCGAAGAUGAUGAUAGAGUCGCUUUCAGUGGUGGUCUCUCGCGUAACCUGGAAAGCCAAUUUUGUAAUGCAAUUAUCGUAAUAACUAAGCAGUGGUGUCAAUUGUAGUUA
Messenger RNA from Hordeum vulgare subsp. vulgare (domesticated barley), 1868 nucleotides. Its product is annotated as NAC domain-containing protein 71-like. Bases 149 to 1147 code for a protein of 332 amino acids. Gene Ontology annotation, biological process: regulation of DNA-templated transcription. The record is from RefSeq and is a predicted model, not a curated record. Lineage: Eukaryota; Viridiplantae; Streptophyta; Magnoliopsida; Poales; Poaceae. Gene Ontology annotation, molecular function: DNA binding. The transcript has 2 exons.